AUGGGAAAUCUUCGUGAGCUGCAUUAUUUGUAUCUAGAUAUUAAUCAACUAACCAAUGAACCUAAUAAGAGUGAGCUGUCAUUCUUGAACUCUUUGGUAGAGUGUAGGAUGCUCCGAUAUCUAGAUGUGGGUGCCAACCCCUUGAAUGGUGUUCUACCUGAUGCUAUUGGGAAUCUUUCAACUCUUAUCGAAAUAUUUGAUAUAGGGGAUGCACACAUCAAUGGCCUCAUACCCAGAGGUAUAGGCAAUUUGAGCGCUCUAACGACCCUAUACUUGGGAAACAACAACUUGAUGGGAAGUAUUCCUUCCGAGGUCAGUAAACUUAAACAACUUCAAGGUCUAAAUCUAACUCAUAAUAAAUUAGAUAGGCAUAUUCCACAAGAAAUAUGCCAUUUAUCUAAUUUGGUUACAUUAGCUCUGGAUGACAAUGAGCUCUUCUACGGGAUGUAUUCAGAUACAUAG
Molecule: messenger RNA, 462 nt
Organism: Lycium ferocissimum
Lineage: Eukaryota; Viridiplantae; Streptophyta; Magnoliopsida; Solanales; Solanaceae
Product: receptor kinase-like protein Xa21
Exons: 1
Coding region: 1-462 (153 amino acids)
Molecular function (GO): protein binding
Source: RefSeq, a predicted model, not a curated record